This is a messenger RNA of Planococcus citri (citrus mealybug), 3297 nucleotides long. RefSeq lists its product as uncharacterized. The coding region runs from base 1463 to 2974 and encodes 503 amino acids. Lineage: Eukaryota; Metazoa; Arthropoda; Insecta; Hemiptera; Pseudococcidae. The record is from RefSeq and is a predicted model, not a curated record. The transcript has 2 exons.
UUUGUCAGGCCAAUCCAAUUGGUUCGGUAGCGAAAGGGAGUUCUGUUCAGUGUUCUGAUUUUCGGAAUUCGUCUCUUGUCUCCUCAUCCUCAUCUUCAGAUUGCCUCAGUUCUCAAUGUUCCCAUUUGCAUUAUUUAUCAUCAGUCGUUUGACGAAAUGACGAUCGUGCAUGUAUGUACAUUAUGUAAUAUGUAUGUUUUUUUUUAGUUUUUUUACCAUAUGAUAGAGACCUUAGUGAUGUGUAGUGCAUGUGAUCGUGCUUUGUUUCACCAUCGAGUCGUUCUGUGAAGUGUAGAUACGAAGUACGAACUGUUGUGUAUUUCGAGUUACAACUUCACUUCGGAGAGCGUGAUUUCGUGCGGAUUUAUUUUUUAUUUGGCGAUCGAAAGUGAUAACUAGUUCGAAGAAAAAUGGACGCUUUACCGAUGAAGUUACAAAGUUUGGCUGAAAAAUCGAUAUGUGUUUGGCUGGUAUACGAAUGGGCCAACGGCGAAUUACCGGUAAUCGAUGUGUGGAGAAGAAAACAAGGCUACAGUAUUAUUUGCUAUUGCUCGGCUCACGACUGGUUCGUGUGGCAGUUAUGCGGGGGCCGGUGGAGCAGCUGACUACCUCCCAAAAAUGCGUGAAAUCGUCAAGGCGAGCGAUAGGAAGAAUUACACGGUGCGAGUGAACUAAAUUUGUAUACGGGACGCGCGGGGAUAUGCCGCCGAGCGGUACGCGCGGGGAUAUGCCGCCGAGCGGUACGCGCGGGGAUAUGCCGCCGAGCGGUACGCGCGUACCGCUCGACGGCAUAUUCUAGUUCAUUUACAAUUGAAAAAACAUAAAAAAUCACAAAAAAUAUAAAAAUUGAAAAUUGAAAUAAUUUUGAAUAAUUUUCAAUUUUUUACAAAUCAAAAUAGUCAAAAAUCAUUAAAAUCAACUCGGAAAAAUAAAAAUCGUACUCCAUAAGCAUCGUGUGGCGCCGUGUAACACGGGCCUUGAGGUAGUCAGCUCCUCCACCAGCACCGUUAUGCGAAAUGCGAGUACCUCGAUUCGCUCAUAUACCGAGUAAAAUUCAGCGCCAAAUCGAAGACAGCAUGAUAUCGAUCUUGGAAGCAGUUAAUGCGUGGAUUCAAGCGCAUCAUUGCCAUGCGCCUAGUAUCUUCCACGAUCAUCCAUCGUCUCCGUUAAACGAAUACAUCGUGAAACUAGUUUGGAACCAUCGUUUUGAAAUCGAUUACGUGGCUACUGCGAAAAAUAUCGCGACGCGAUCGAUUCGAUACCGAGAUUCGAUUUCAAAGUGGAUCCGUUCGAGGCGUAUUGGAGCACGUACUUGAAAAACGAGUUGGAUACGAUAUGGGUACCGAAUUCUUCGCUCGAAUUGUGGCUUUUCAACACUUCGCGGCAGCGUCUUUGGUGGCCACCGGUCGUGUACUUCUUCGAUAAGCUGGACUUGGCGAGAAAAUCCGCCGAAUUUGUAAAUAUGAGUAUGUUUGAGUUGUACGACGAAGCCCACGCGAAAGCAUUGUUGGCGAAAUUGGCGGAUAAAGAAUGGAAUCUGGCGUGUCGUACUGGUACUUCGAUUUCGAAAUUGGUCGAAAGAUUCGUUCAACGGGGUGUUGUGGACGACGUACGUUACAUUUGGACAAUGUUCGGGAGUAAAAUGAACUCGAAGAAUUUCUGCGCCAUUAUCGAAACACUGGUACUUUCAUCGAUGCGAAACGCGAACGAUUUCGAAAAAUGGACCCGGUUGUUGAUGGAAAUUUGGACCAGCGCUAGCAGCAAGUUGCAACAAUCGGCCGUCGAUAUUGAAUUGUGGCGGAGUAUGGCCAAAAAAUUCAUCGAUGAUUUUGGAGACCGUUUACGCGAUUUUCGUGCUCGUCGACUGAUCAGCGACCCGUUGGCGUUCGUUAGAAAGGUGUUGGAAAUCAUGCCCGUCGAGAUGCGAUCGGAAUUUUUCCACAAGAAUUGCUGUUUAUUGAACAUCUGGGCGCCGUUUGCUGCGGUACAUGAAUUGAUGCGCGAUUUUCUGCCACAUUACGAUCGCGACGUUGUCGAGUUGAAAGAAGUAGUCGCCAAUGCCAACAACGAUGACGGAAUACAAUCGUUGUUAUGCGUAUUGCUGGAUUAUAGCGAAUAUGACGAAAUCGAUACCGUAAUGUCAUUUCAUAAUAUAUCGAGGAUCCGUAAGUUCAAUUUUAUAACGUCUUCGUAUGCGGUAGAUCACAUGUGUUUGCGCGUUUAUCGCGGUGAUUGGAAGGACUUGUGCAAGUACGUAGAGGAAAACGUUUCGUGGAUAUCUCCGGAUACAUCUGAAGAGAUAAUGAAAAAAGUGAUCUGGACGAGGAGAUACUGGGCUCGGAAAAUCGACAAAGGCGAAAUGCACGACUUGAGGGAAUUCGCCAGCACGGUGUAUUACGCUGCCAGCAACCAAUUGAAAUUUUUGAAAAAGUUGUUCGAAAGUCGUCUGUUGAAAGUUUUGUUCAAGCCGGAUUACAGCACGAUCAACUGUCGCAAAAAAAUGACUUUCGAUCGAGCUGCCUUGCAGGAUUAUUUAUUAUGGAUUUACGACGGCGACGAACGUUUAAUCGAAGAUAACUUCAAGCGACCGCCCUUGUUUCCUGGAGGAUUUUUGGUGCAGUUGAAAGGAUGCGUUGCCGAAGGUUCUUUUCGUGUUACCGAGUCGAUGGAUGAGUUUUUGAAAUGGUGUUUCGCGACCGAAGCAGAAAGGCGGCAGUUUAAACGCGAAAUGAUAUACGAUUACCGAAAGCAUGGGUUGAUCGAAGGUCUAUUGAUGCGCCUGAAAUAUCGUCGAAGUGCGUUGUUGUGGUUUUUCGACGAAGAUACCAGUUUGAUUGAAAAAUUCUCGGCUGAUUGCGUGGGUGAUCCGAUGAACUCGUAUUAUAUUCCUGAUUCUAUAAGUUCUGGUAGCGAGUUUAGUUCGAGUAGCGAUUCUAGUUCUGGUACUAGUAGUGAUGAUGAAGACUGGAUGUAGCGAAAAAGUGAUCGGUUGGAUUAGAUAUCAUGAGCUUUUAUUACCUAAAAGUAAUUUUUAAAUAGGUAUUCAUUUUUGUGUUCGUGGAAUCUUUUUUUAAGUCGUUUUUAUGUUUGUUUACUCCUAUUAUUAUUAUUUUUUUCAAAGUCUUGUUUAUUAUCAAUUUUAUUUUAUUCUUUAAUUGGAAAUUCAACUAGAUAUAGCUAUUCUGAAGUAGGUAGGUAAUAGGUAUGUUGGUUGAGUACGCAAUGAUUUACCUUGACUUUAUGCUUCAUCGAUUCAUCAUCUCAUAUUUAAUGCAUUUUUGUUUUUUAAUAAUAUUG